UCGCAAUGCUACAACGUUUUAAUUUCAUUUGAUGACGAAAUGGCUACGGAUUCGAGGCCGACCAUCAAAGGUGGUAGUAGAACACCGGUAGGACGGAGGUCGACUUGCCUUCUCUCAUUCGAUCAACGACAGACAACAUCCAUUCUUCGACAUUUUCUCGGGUGCUACUGAGGUGCUAUAUGUCAUUCUCAGUCAGUCACUGAAUGACUAGAAGUCCAUCGGUGCAUCUUCCUUGACCAUAACUGCGCAGUCAUAUUUAUAGAAUCCGCGGGUGAUGUUCAGGUAUCACAAUGACUUUUUUUGGGAUGACUGCGCGACGAGCGUGAUGACUUUAAUCUUCCUCCCGUCUCUUCUCCACCACCUUUUCAUCCGUACGUUUUCUGCCUGAAUCAUGGCACGGAGUGGCCAUUUCGAUUCGUCCACUAUAAGUCUUUUGACCGGUAGCCCAUCACAAAGGCUGCGCAAUCGUGAUUCAGAAUGGGGUGACAAUCCAUAUCCUGCGGGGUCAACAAGUUCGAGAACGCCGUCAUUGUCUGGCAAAUUUUCGCUCGGUGCUGACCCGUUGACGUGGGGCUCUAAUCUGUCACCAAACGUCGAAGAGCCUGAUGAUGCACUCCACUUACCUAUGGUGCGCGGCGGAAAGAUAGUAGAAGAUGCAGAUCUUUCUUUCUCAAGGCGAGGGAUCGCAAACGUAGGCUGCUUGGCGAUUCUUUGUACGGGGAUCCUUAUGCUAUUUAUCGGGUAUCCCAUUAUGACAUACGUGCAAGACCUAAAUACGACAACAACAAGUUCAAAUCUUGGAGUCAACGCUUCAGGCCAGGUUCCCGAUAUUGGUAACUUCGGCCUCAUUGACGCGGACACCCCAGAAGAUGCUUACACCUUCACUUCGUGGCGAGAUGGAACUGAGUGGCAACUUGUCUUCUCGGACGAGUUCGAGACAGAGGGGCGUACGUUCUAUUCUGGCGAUGAUCCUUACUGGGAAGCAGUCGAUUUGCAUUACUGGGCAACAAACAAUAUGGAGUGGUAUGAUCCUGCAGCAAUAACGACUGCGAAUGGCUCUCUACAAAUCACUUUGUCCAAGAAAGAAACACACGACUUGGAUUACCAAGGAGGUAUGGUGUCGACAUGGAACAAAUUCUGCUUCACCGGUGGUUAUUUAGCUGCCUCUGUUCAGCUUCCUGGGAUCAGUAAUGUUGUCGGUUUGUGGCCCGCCGUAUGGGCUAUGGGAAAUCUAGGGCGUGCAGGGUACGGCGCGACGCUGGACGGAAUGUGGCCUUACACGUAUGACGCUUGUGAUGUCGGAACAGCGCCUAACCAAACUAUUAACGAUGAACCCACGGCUGCACUAACUAGCGGUUACUCAAGUUCGAAUUAUGAGCUCUCAUAUCUGCCUGGACAGCGUCUCUCGCGGUGUACCUGCGACGGCGAGAGCCAUCCAGGUCCUAAACAUUCUGAUGGCACAUACGUCGGGCGCUCUGCUCCCGAAAUAGAUGUCUUCGAAGCCCAAGUUAGCGAUGAAAUUGGCGAAGUAUCGCAAUCUGGACAGUGGGCACCAUUCAACAAGGGAUACGUUUGGGAUAAUAGCACGAACAACUUGAUCAUCGCAGAUAGCAGUAUAUCUACACUGAACUCGUACAUUGGUGGAUCGACACAGCAAGCAACUUCAGUGGUCUCAACGACAAACUCGGAAUGCUAUCAACUAUCGACUGGAUGCUAUGCUACUUACGCUUUUGAGUACAAACCUGGGUACGAUUCUGACGGCGCUUAUAUCACAUGGGUAAACGACGGCAAGGUGGCUUGGACCAUAAACGCCGCAGGCGUUGGAGCUGACACGGAUACCGAAAUUUCUGCCCGACCUGUUCCAAAAGAACCCAUGUAUAUCUUGGCGAAUCUCGGAAUGUCGACAAACUUCGGAGAUGUAGACUUGGAGCACCUCACCUUUCCGGCAAUCAUGCUCAUAGAUUGGAUCCGCGUAUACCAGGAUCCGGAUAACAUUAACAUCGGGUGCGAUCCGGAGGAUUUUCCGACGGCUGAUUAUAUCUCGACCUAUUCGGGUGCAUACACCAACCCUAAUUAUACAACAUGGGUCGACGACUAUGGCCAGACGAUCCCUAAGAAUUCUUUGGUGAAUGGCUGCUAGAUGGGACAUUUUGGUUUCCUGUCAGGACUUUAUAAACAGUAUUUGUCCAUCAUUAAUGUAUUAUCAGCGUUCAGGAUUUUCUGUCUUAUUACUGCCUACACGUAUUACGCAUUACAAGCAGUCAUUACAUUAUUUAUUCCUCCUCAUGUAGAGCAGUUUAACUGUUCAGGCAAUACUGAUAUUUGUUGCCAGCUGGAAGAAAUCGUCAUUUUCGGAAGUCACCUUU
This is a messenger RNA of Desarmillaria tabescens, 2366 nucleotides long. Its product is annotated as glycoside hydrolase family 16 protein. The record is from RefSeq and is a predicted model, not a curated record. NCBI's taxonomy places the organism in Eukaryota, Fungi, Basidiomycota, Agaricomycetes, Agaricales, Physalacriaceae. Gene Ontology annotation, cellular component: endoplasmic reticulum membrane; plasma membrane. The transcript is spliced from 16 exons. Gene Ontology annotation, molecular function: glucosidase activity. Gene Ontology annotation, biological process: fungal-type cell wall organization; (1->6)-beta-D-glucan biosynthetic process. Bases 392 to 2140 code for a protein of 582 amino acids.